Messenger RNA from Clonostachys solani, 849 nucleotides. The record is from the annotation of a GenBank genome assembly. NCBI's taxonomy places the organism in Eukaryota, Fungi, Ascomycota, Sordariomycetes, Hypocreales, Bionectriaceae.
AUGCCCCGCCCACCUUUAGAGCAGAAUCGCACUCUCAAGAUCCUCAAUGCCGCUCGAGAUGGCGGAUAUGCAGUAGCAGCCAUGUGCUGCUACAACAUCGAGUCCGUCGUGGCCACUGUCCGCGCGGCCGAGGCCACCAAGUCACCGGCCAUUGUCCAGCUCUUCCCCUGGGCCAUCGAGUACGCCGGCGACGCCCUCGUCCUGGCUGCCGCGAACCUGUGCCACUCGGCCUCGGUCCCCAUGUCGCUGCACCUGGACCACUGCCAGACUCCCGAGCUGGUCCGCAGGGCUGCCAACAUCCCGGACGGGUUUGACAGCAUCAUGUGUGAUAUGAGCCACUACGAGAAGGAGGAGAAUCUGGCGCUGACCAAGGAGCUCGUGUCGUACUGCCACGAGCGCCGAGCCCGGCCGGAUCGAGGGGGGGAAGACGGCGUCGCUGAGACGGUCGACCUGGAGGGCGUUCUGACGACGCCCGAGCAAGCCGAGGAGUUCGUGGCAACGGGCAUCGAGAUGCUGGCGCCCGCGUUUGGAAACGUGCAUGGCGAGUAUGGGCCCCGCGGCAUCAUCCUCGAGUACGACCGCCUAGAGUCUGUCCACAAAGCUGUGGGUGACCGGGUGCGGUUGGUCCUGCACGGCGCGGACCCCUUCACUCCCGAGAUCUACAACCGGUGUAUCAAGGCCGGCGUGGUCAAGAUCAACAUCAACAAGGGCAUGAACAACCACUACGCCGCGUCGCAGGAAGAGACGCGGGGGAAGCCCAUCACGGCGGUCAUGGAAGCCGGCACCAAGAAAAUGCAGGCGGCGAUUGAGCAAUACACGAUAUGGUUUGGCUCAGCGCAGAAAGCGUAG